Molecule: messenger RNA, 1784 nt
Organism: Zophobas morio
Lineage: Eukaryota; Metazoa; Arthropoda; Insecta; Coleoptera; Tenebrionidae
Product: BTB/POZ domain-containing protein 9-like
Exons: 10
Coding region: 332-1678 (448 amino acids)
Biological process (GO): adult locomotory behavior; circadian behavior; modulation of chemical synaptic transmission
Cellular component (GO): cytoplasm
Molecular function (GO): protein binding
Source: RefSeq, a predicted model, not a curated record
ACUUCAACUACUCUUAUUGUUGCUACAAUAAAUUAAUUUUAACAAAUAAUAAAUAGAACAGUGAAUAUGGAUUAAGGUUCAGAGGUGUAGCGAACUAAUAAGUCUCAUUUUAAAAUUGUCGACAAAUAAACUUCACUUGCUCUAGGCGAUAAAAACACCAUUUCUUUAUCAGUAAGGUAGAAACAUAUAGAUAGAUAAGCGUUGUAUUUCAAGGGAGUAACAACAACGUCUAUAUCUAAUCAGUAAUCAAGUUUCACCUGUAACAGAAACUUUGUUCGUUCAACUACUAAAACAUUUUUUAGCUAACAUUUUUAGAUUUUCAUCAACCAAAAUGGCAAACGAAGAAGAACCGCAACAAAAACUAAUCAUUACCGAUACUUCGAAAAUUUACGAAGAUAUGGCACCUUAUUACUUGAAGGAAACGUUUUCGGACAUUCAGAUAAUCCUAUCCGAUAAGAACAUUCAUGCGCACAAAAUUGUUCUCGCUGCGAGAUGCAAAUAUUUUGAGUCCCUUUUAAUGCAAGAUCCAAAACAAGCCCAGAUUGAAUUAAUGAAUGCGCCUUCCAAAGCUUUUGAAACAAUACUGUAUUACAUUUAUACAGGAACCGUUGUCAUCGCAUCACUAGAUGAGAAAUAUGUGUCCGAUAUAUUGAAGCUAGCACACGAAUAUUCGUUAAAAACACUGGUACAAAUUAUAAACGAAAAAAUGGCUUCGAUUGUAGAUUUGACGAACGUUUGUUUCUUUCUAAAUAUAGCUAACGCACAUGACAUGGACGAGUUAAGAGAAACGUGUCAUGCUCUUAUCGAUGAACAUGUUUCCCAAACGUUAGAAUAUGGUUUUUUCAAUGUCCUCACACAAAAAUCUAUGGUUAACCUGUUGAAAAGAGAUGCGUUUCUCGAACAAGAAAUCGAUGUUUUUAAUAUAGCGGCAAACUGGUGCAAAAAUAACAAAGACGUAGACAACUUGGUUAUCGGGUGCGUUCGAUUUCCUUGUUUAACGCGAAACGAAAUCUUAAAUGUUGUUCGGCCAUCCAAAAUUGUAGAUGACGCAAAACUGCUGAAUGUUCUUACAACGAUUGAAAAUAACGGUACACAAAAAACACUACGCUUUGGUGGCCAGUUAAAAGAUAAAAAUCUUGCUACAGCAGAAUACAAUGUUAAAGUAGUUUCUGGAUUAAAUACUACUAUGUUGUUUGAAGAAUCUAAAGACGGGAAUGACGGCGCUUAUCACAAUAAGAAUGAUCAAAACGGUAUCACUGUGGAUAUUGGUCAAGGUGAUUUAGCCAAAAUUUUUAAGUUUCAAGUUUUCAUGAGUAGUACAGUUCCUAAAAUGCGUAACCAAAUUGUUUAUCCUUCUUCCAAUGUUAUAACUUCCGAAAACUAUAUGUUCUUAGGGGACAGUUCACCUAGUUCCUUCAUUUUGGAAGUCCGUUUAAAUCAGCCAUACAUGAUUUCACAAAUAAAGGUUAAGCUACGAUUUUACAGUUACAUAUCUGUGAUAGAAACUUACGAAAAAAGUCGUUCGAAAUGGGAAAUAGUUGCACGUUCAAUUAACGAAGACAAACUUCUCACUUUUAACGAAAGAACAGUCAAUUGGAUUAAAAUUACUGGUCAACUUUCUCCUAAUAAGACAAAGGACCACUGCCGACAAUUUUUGGAAGAUAUCGAAUGUUCCUAACUAAGAAAAUUUCAAGUCAAAAAUUGUGAAUUAAAUAUUCACUGAUUUUUAUUGUAAGACCACUCACAUUUGUAAACCAUUUUAGUAAAUGUUGUUACCAUCUUAA